Molecule: messenger RNA, 558 nt
Organism: Gregarina niphandrodes
Lineage: Eukaryota; Apicomplexa; Conoidasida; Eugregarinorida; Gregarinidae
Product: glycosyltransferase family 28 carboxy-terminal domain protein
Exons: 1
Biological process (GO): dolichol-linked oligosaccharide biosynthetic process
Molecular function (GO): hexosyltransferase activity
Source: RefSeq, a predicted model, not a curated record
AUGAGGUUAUUAGUGACGGUGGGAACUACGUCGUUUGAUUUGUUGGUGGAGCGAAUAUUUCAGGUUAUAGAUAGCAGCCGGUUGGCAGAGCACUUUGGGACGAUACUGGUCCAGGUUGGAGGUGCUCGGGCGAGUAUUAUACCGUCCUACACGGUGGGGCUUGAAGAAGAGGUUAGUGCGUGGCCUGACCAGUCGAAUGAGGUUUCCGAGCUGCGGACGAUAAUGACGGCCGAGCGUCCCCUGGACGAACAGCCGUUGCACCUGAGAAGGAAGCCCGAAAUACCGCUGGACACAGAACGUUUAAGAAGCCACACAUACUGGUUCCGGUAUUCAAAACAUCUGCCGUACCUCAUGCAAGACUCCGACGUCGUAAUGUGCCACUGCGGAGCCGGGACCCUUAUCGAUGCCAUCAGCUCAAAGGCGGUCAUCUGGGGAGUCAACAACACAGAGCUUAUGGACGAUCACCAGCGAGAACUGGGCGAAGAACUAGCCAACAUCGGAAGAAUAUUCUUUAUUGACGGACAGCUAAUAAGUAAUCUGGAGAAGUUCGGCAAAAAA